This is a messenger RNA of Cyprinodon tularosa, 1739 nucleotides long. Its product is annotated as nocturnin-like. The coding region runs from base 241 to 1395 and encodes 384 amino acids. The transcript has 5 exons. Gene Ontology annotation, molecular function: poly(A)-specific ribonuclease activity. Gene Ontology annotation, biological process: circadian rhythm. NCBI's taxonomy places the organism in Eukaryota, Metazoa, Chordata, Actinopteri, Cyprinodontiformes, Cyprinodontidae. The record is from RefSeq and is a predicted model, not a curated record.
GCACGGUGGUGAUUCACAACAACACAGUAACACACUGAACCAGCCCCACAGCAUGUAACCUCCCUAAAAGGCCACUGGUGACGGCGGCUUCCUGAGGUGGAGGCUUUAAAGGCGGGAGCAGGAGGGCCAGACAGACACAUCAGGCUCUCUGCUGACAGCAAACAGGUCAGUGAGGAGGACGGUAGCACCGAGAGGAGAGGCAGACAACAUUCUAGUGAAGUCCUGCGACUGAAGGCGGCAAUGGAGACGUUAGUUUGUCCGAUGGGUGGAGGAGCCACCAGGCUGUACAGCACCCUGACCCAGACGUUCAGCGGCAGCAGCUCUUACCUGAGCCCCCACCAGCCCCAGCUUCCAAACCUGGAUUCAGAUUUCUGCCUGCAGAAGGACUCCGCCUUAUGCCCCCUUGAUCCAUCGGAGCUGCUCCGGCAGUGUGAGGAGGCCCUCAGGGACCAGCCUCCUCGGCUGCACAGGAACUUUGUUUACGUCAGCGAUGGAGACGGCGCAGUCGGCAGCCCCAUCAGGGUGAUGCAGUGGAACAUCUUAGCCCAAGCUCUGGGCGUAGGAGUGGAUAAUUUCGUCCGGUGUCCCCUGGAGGCCCUCAGCUGGUCGCGUAGGAAGAACCUCAUCCUGGGCGAGAUCCUAGCAUACCGACCUCACAUCCUUUGCCUGCAGGAAGUAGACCACUACUAUGACACCUUCCAGCCAGUUUUGGCCAGCCUGGGCUACAGCAGCCAUUUCUGUCCCAAACCCUGGUCUCCGUGCCUGGAUGUUGAGGGUAACAGCGGUCCCGAUGGCUGCGCCCUCUUCUUCGACGAAUCCCGCUUCGAGCUCCUGGACAGCGUCGACAUCCGACUCUCAGCCAUGAUGAUCCCCACUAAUCAAGUUGCCGUGGUAACAACUCUGCGCUGUCGGAGCACUGGAAGGUAUCUGUGCGUGGUUGCGACCCACCUUAAGGCCCGUUCAGGCUGGGAGUGGCUUCGCAGCGCUCAGGGGUCAGAUCUCCUCUGGCACGUCCAGAAUCUGGUCCGAGAGCUGAGCGGCGACAACUCUAACAUUGAAGUACCUCUGCUUAUUUGUGGCGAUUUCAACGCCGUCCCAUCAGAGGAGGUGUACCGACGGUUUGCCACUUCUCCUCUAGGUUUGGACUCUGCCUAUAAGAAGCUCAGUCAGGAUGGUGUAAGCGAGCCGGAGUACACAACGUGGAAGAUCCGAGGCACAGGCGAGUGCUGCUCCACUCUGGACUACAUCUGGUACACUAAGGACACGCUGAGGGUGGACGCGGUGUUGGACAUGCCGGAUGAGGAGCAAAUCGGACCCGACAGGCUUCCAUCCUACAGCUAUCCAUCAGACCACCUCUCUUUGGUCUGUGAUUUCAGCUUCAGGGAGAAGGAAUGAGAAGGAGAGCGCAUGAUGGGAAGCGUUGAUGCCUUGGAGUUGAGGUGAACUCCCUCCCUGCUUCACUCCACAGAGAGCUUCACGUGAGUGAAGAUGUGAAGACAUGAGGCUUGGAAACCAGUGUGGAGUGAUUGAGAUGUUUUUAAAGUGUUGAAGAGAAACACGCCGCUGAAGUCUUCCUUCAUGAAGUCGGGUUUCAGCACCAGCUUUACCGUCUCGUACCAUCAUCUUCAAUCAAGCUGCUCCUUGAUGAACUUUUUAUACUAAAAUCAGACUGUAAAAAUAAUACUCUUUCAUACUGCCAUCAUAUAAUAUUGAAUGAAAUUAAAAAUGGAUUUGCCCUA